AUGGAUGCUGCAGCAUGUAAAAAAAUUUUCGAUUUAUGUUCACAAUCAUUGAGUAGUACUGAGAAUGAAAAAUUCUUUGAAACUUGUCAAUUGCUAUGUUCUGUCAUUCCUACCAUAUCUCAUGAUGUAUUCCAAUCAUUACCCGAUAAUAUUCUACUUGAUAAUCUUGGAAAUCUAUUACAAUGUCGUCUUCGAAACGAGCAACGAGCUAUUCUUAUCGAUGUCUAUGCUUGUCUGAUAGAACAACAUAAAUCUGUUUCAUUUCUUUGUACACAUAAUAAAAAUCUAUUCCUACUAUUGGUUCUUUUGUGUACUGUUGAACUACGUAUGAUAGUUGAAAAUCAUCAAAUAAAUGAAAUUUUAGAACGUCAGCAACAUCUUGCUGCUUGUUAUUUAAUUAUUGAAUAUACAAUAGCUGCUGUUUGCCAAUCGGAUGAUUUGACAGAUGAUAAUGUGGCAUCGGUUCUUCCGAAAUUAAUUGAAAUGUUUAAUGGUUGUGUUUUUCUCAUAGAUCAAAUUAUUGAUAAUGCUGAAGAUAAACAAAAAUUCGAUACUAUACUUCAAGCAACAGUUCGUAUACUUGGAAUUUGGUUAAGUCAAGAGCCGAUUGCAUUAAAAGAACUGGUAGAACCUCGCUUGAAUAAAUGGCUAACAUACGGAUCAAAUACACCCACUUGUGCUGAAACAUUUAAAAAGUUCUUUGAACCAAUUUUAAAAUGUUAUGAAGAUGAUUAA
Messenger RNA from Rotaria socialis, 735 nucleotides. The record is from the annotation of a GenBank genome assembly. NCBI's taxonomy places the organism in Eukaryota, Metazoa, Rotifera, Eurotatoria, Philodinida, Philodinidae.